Diospyros lotus (date-plum) is the source of this 1113-nucleotide messenger RNA. RefSeq names its product allene oxide cyclase, chloroplastic-like. Lineage: Eukaryota; Viridiplantae; Streptophyta; Magnoliopsida; Ericales; Ebenaceae. Gene Ontology annotation, molecular function: allene-oxide cyclase activity. Gene Ontology annotation, biological process: jasmonic acid biosynthetic process. Bases 174 to 917 code for a protein of 247 amino acids. The record is from RefSeq and is a predicted model, not a curated record. The transcript has 3 exons.
UGGACUUUCCAUCGUCACCCACCCUUAUAAUCUCUCUCUCUCUCUCUAAUAUAUAUAUAUAUAUAUAUAUAUACACACACACACCCCCCAGUCUCCUCUCGUUGUCCAUCAUCACAUCCUUUAUCAGUUCGAUAACCGAACCCUAGACUUUCUACCGCGAACAAGCUUCACCAAUGGCUGCCUCAUCCACUUCCGCUGCUCUCAGGGCUAUCUCUUCUUCCGUCAAGCUGCCGGCGGCGGCCGCAGCCACCUCUUCGCCGGCCCAGACAGUCCGAUCACUCAAGCUUUCAAAGUCAAGCCCCUCGUUCUCCCCAAACCUCAGUCUCAGGCUCGGCUCUACCAGAUCAUUCACCUGCAAGAGCCAGAGCAACCCAGCAGAGGCUUCAAGACCCGCCAAAGUUCAGGAACUCUAUGUCUACGAGAUCAACGAGCGAGACCGCGGCAGCCCCGCUUACCUUCGAUUGAGCCAGAAAUCCGUCAAUUCUCUCGGCGACCUCGUCCCUUUCAGCAACAAGAUCUACACGGGAGACCUGCAGAAGCGAGUGGGGAUCACCGCCGGGCUGUGCGUUCUGAUCCAGAACGUGCCGGAGAAGAAAGGUGACCGGUACGAGGCCACGUACAGCUUCUACUUCGGCGACUACGGGCAGAUAGCGGUGCAAGGGGCGUAUCUGACCUACGAGGACACUUAUCUGGCCGUGACCGGCGGAUCGGGCAUCUUCGAGGGGGUGUACGGUCAGGUGAAGCUGCAGCAGAUCGUGUUCCCCUUCAAGCUCUUCUACACAUUCUACCUCAAGGGGAUACCGGACCUGCCGGCGGAGCUGCUGGGCUCGCCGGUUCCUCCGUCCAUCGCCGUGGAGCCGUCGCCGGCGGCCAAGGCCUGUGAGCCCGGGGCCACCAUUUCUAACUUCACCGACUGAGUAUGGGAAUGAUCAUGAUGUUGAUGCCUAGCAAUAAAACUCACUUUUUUUUUGGUGCCAAUGCCAUGGCCUGUGGUUGGGCUUAGCUUUUCCACCUUCAGGUUUAUAGGUUGCAGCAGGGACCAAUAUUGUCAGUUUCUUGUGAGAUUGUUAUUGUAAUAAAGGCAAUUUAAUAGAUAUAAUUUGAUUGGAAUUA